This is a messenger RNA of Rhagoletis pomonella (apple maggot), 5312 nucleotides long. RefSeq names its product neurogenic protein mastermind. Gene Ontology annotation, biological process: actin cytoskeleton organization. The transcript is spliced from 8 exons. Bases 343 to 2106 code for a protein of 587 amino acids. Gene Ontology annotation, molecular function: actin binding. The record is from RefSeq and is a predicted model, not a curated record. NCBI's taxonomy places the organism in Eukaryota, Metazoa, Arthropoda, Insecta, Diptera, Tephritidae.
CUUUAAUCAAUACAACAACUACAUACAUAUAAUCUACGCUGUGCAUAUUGUAAAAUUUCUAUUUAUAAAAGUUCUAUCGCAAGGACAUUGACAUUACAUAAAUAUCCUUAACUAACAUAUCUACGCACGCACACACACACACACACACACACACACAUCUCGUAUCGAAGUGAACGCCACACACGGUAGUAUUUUGCAGAGCAGUAGCACGGCUUUGCCACGCAUCAUCAGCUUGAAAGGAUUCAAGUGUGCAAUUAGCAGCAUUCCAAUUGUACGUUUAUCCAGUGGAUAAUUACUCGUAUCGUCGUCAGUGCUUGCAGCUGCGUAAAACAAGUCACGCUGAUGAUGGGAUACAUCAUGGGGUGUGCUUGUUUUAAAGGUAAAGGCUUUAAAGAACCCAGAAAAGACAAGACUGAUGCACCACACGGUGGUAAUGGCACACUAUCACCCAAUACCGAACAGCCAUCAUGUCAGAGUUCAAUGUUGCCACCACCAGGUGGCGGCCAAAGCGGUGGCCCGCAAUCGAAUCACACUCACGUGCAACACGUCAGUGGUGGUGGUGGUACCGGUGGUGGCCAUGGCGGCAACGGAAAUAGUGGCAACACUUCUGGCAGUCGUGAUCAGCAUGACGGCGUACAUAUACAGAAUUCCAAAUUGGAACGUCCCAAUACGCUUGGCACCAACAAAGUGUCACGUCGUGUGAACAUUUGUUAUCAUAAUGAGCAUUAUCCAGAUAGUGGCGCAGCAGUGAAUAAUGUUAUUGGCGGUCCACCUGGCAGCACACCACCACCCUAUGCGUCCGAUGGUAAAAUGGUGAAUUCCCAAGGCGGUGGUGGUGGUGGUGGUGGUGGCGGCGGCGGCGGUAGUGCAGGCGCUGGCGGUGUUUUACUCUCCGAGUUGCCAGAACCACCAAUACCGGUGUCCGAAAUUGGUCCGAUCCCACCGCCGCCCAUGUUUUCCACACCGAGUCCAACAUUGAUUGCUGGUCGGCCACAUGGGCCGGGUGCAAUGAAUGAUCAAGGUUAUCAGGAUUAUGAUUAUGAUGAUCAUGAACCUGACGAUGAUCAACUAGACUCCGAUGAGGAGUAUAUGUUCCAGUUGCGACAGCAACAACAAUCAUUACAUCCCAAUCAUGUCGAUACGCAGCGCAUUGAGGAAAUUCCAGCCAAAGAGCCAAAACCAAAUGCAGUUCCUCUCAAGUCGGCACUGAAGAAGAAGCCCGGCCAAACGUCCACGUCAUCGCCGGCCACACCCACACAGGAUCACAGCAAUGCCAAUGGCAAUGUGCAGCAAGGUGGUGGUGGUGGUGGUGGAGGUGUUGGUGGCAGUAGCGGUGGUAGUGGUGGUGGUGGUGGUGGUGGUGGCGGUGCAGCCACAUCGGCUAGUCAGCGACCGCUGGUAGUGCGACAGGAUGCAACCAACAGUUAUUCGUUGAAGCCAAUACUACGACCACGGAUUAGAAUAUGCAGGCAGCAAGUGUUCAACAUCAAUCUGCCCUGCACCGUCGAGAAUAAGGAGAACACACGGCCGUUUGUGAUACGCGAGAGCAGCAGCGACAGCGAUGAGGGUGACGGGCGCAUACUCUAUCGCGACGAUGAGAAUGACCGACAAGCGAAAAUUGCGCGCAAGGAGUCACUAUCGCUGAAGUUGCAAUUGCGACCCGAUAAGCAGGAUUUAAUCAAUCGCAAUAUUCUGCAUCAGGUUACCGAUAAUGAGUUGAAGGAGUCAAAGGAGGCCAUUGGCGCACGACUCAUACGUCGACUGUCGAUGCGGCCCACAGCUGAAGAGCUGGUAGAGCGCAAUAUAUUAAAGACACAAUCACCCGCCGAAGAGAAGAAACAAAAGGAGGAGAAGAAAUCUUAUUUGCUGCGAAAAUUGAGUUUCCGACCCACCGUCGAGGAGCUGAAAGAGAAGAAAAUUAUACGUUUCAACGAUUAUAUUGAGGUGACACAGGCGCACGACUACGAUCGGCGUGCGGACAAGCCAUGGACAAGACUGACGCCGAAAGAUAAGGCUGCCAUACGUAAGGAAUUAAAUGAAUUCAAAUCGUCGGAAAUGGCAGUGCACGAGGGUAGUCGGCAUUUGACAAGGUUCCAUCGGCCAUGACAAAUGCAAGGGCAGCAAACGACACUUGCAACAGCAGCCACGACAGCAGCAACAUCAGCGAAAAACUCAUUUUCCAAAUGCAACCAAUACAAUUUUGCGCUCGAACAGCAAAAGCGGCUACAGCAACAACAGCAGCAAAAGUUCGAGCGUGAUGGUAUAAAAACGAGAAAAUGAAAUACAAGAAAAUAAGUGGAUGAAAAACCAAAACAAUAAAAAAUCAACAAAAAAACUUCAAAACUUUUUUGAAUAAAAAAAAUGGAAUAAAAAAAUUGGAAAACAAAUGCUCAAAGGCGGCAAAGAAACAAGAAAAUAAACAAAAAAAUGCGAAUUAGAUUGUGGCAAGCAAGCAAAAUGGAAACAGUAAAAAGAAACCGAAAAAAAGAAAGAAAGCAAAAAGAGAAAAUAAAGACAAAUUGCGAAAAAUGGCAAAUAAAUUUUUACUUCUACAAUAAAAGUAAAUAAAAUAUAAAGUUAAUAAGAAUUGAAAGUAAGUUAAAGCAUAGAAAACAAAUAAACAAGCGAAAGUAGCAGCAAAGAAGUUUAACAAAAAAAAUACAGAGGAUAUCAAGAAAGUUAAAAUAAUAAAAAUGCAAAAACAAUGGCAGUUGAAACAAAUUGUAGGCAACCAAGCCAAUAAAUAUAGUCGACGACAGCCGCCGAGGUAGCGCCAGCAGCAGAUGCUCUAAAAGCAGCGGCAAACAACAACAAAAAUAAGAACAAGAGCUACAACAAAAAGAAGUAACUGGUAACGACAUAGUACUUUGGGGUUUCAACAAUAGCAACAACAAGCAAACAAGUAACAACCAACACCAGCAAGGAUAACAAGCUGCAUUGAGUAGCGUAACCUGGCAACAUUUGUCCAGCCAUGCUGACAUUUUCAACUUACGGCGCGCUUAAAUAUUUAUCGUUGCCAGGAAAUCCACUUUGCGUAAUACAAACAACAACAACAGCAACAGCGAACAAAACGAGUUUUGUUGCCAGUCAGCCGAAGCCGUGCCGUGCCGUGCUGAUGAAAGCAAGUGAUGAGCAGAGCAGCAAAUUGUGGCACUUAAAAUUACUUAGGACGAGUUUAGAGCUAAAGCCACACAAACAAAACAAAACAAAAAAAUAUUCAUUCCAAUACCAACAACUAACAAGAAGAAGAAUAACAACAACAACAAAAACCAGCGACGACAACUAUAAAAAAGGCAGAUGGCUUAAAAUUGUUUGAAGAUUUGACGAUAAAUGCGCGACAGCAGCAGCAAAUAGUGAUAAAAUUAAAACAACAAUGGCAGCAACAACAACAACAACAGUUGCAGCACUCACUCAACAUUGACAACAAUAACAAUUACCAGUGCUGUAAUAACAACGACGCCAACAACAGCCAGUAAGGAUACUACAACAAGCGGACUACAUACAUACAUAUUUCAAUUUGUCCAUCUCCGACUGUCGACCGUCAAAACUUGAAUGUGGCGCACUUUUGGGCAUUUAUAGUACACUUAAGCACAUUAUUGUUAUUUAUUAUGUUGUAUUUACAAAAGCCUUCCGUCGACAUUCAGCUACAUAUAUAUAGUAUAUCGCAUGCGGUAGCCGACACAACCCAACAACAAACGCCCACCCACCCAACCGCCUCACUCACAUUCAAUCAAGUAAAAUCAUUCAACUAUUCAAACGUAAAUGGAAAGUUUUCUCCUUGUCUAUAUAUGCGAAAUUGUUUCAGAAGAAUUCUCUCUGCGUUUUCCUCUUUGUAUUGUAAAAGUUGCAUUGUUGUAUUGUUGUUUAAUUUUUGUAACGCUUGUUUACAUUUUCCGCAAAAUGAUAAUGGAAGCUGUGAAAAGUAGCAGAUAUUUUGUUUUGUUUCGUUUUUUUUUUUAUUUGUUUGUUUAAUGUAAUUUGUAACUAGCAAACGUAAUUGUAAUUCAUACAAUAAACUUAUUUUAUGUAAAACCUAAAGUUUCUUAGUUAAAAACAGAAAAUAAAACCGUUAAGUACACACUUAGAACAAUGACAGCGUUUGUGUGUAAUGGAAUGGAAAGUAAAUUUUUCGCCCUAAGUAGCAUUUACUCACGCCGAAUAGAAGACGAGACAGCAAAAAGUGUGAGCUCGCUUUUUAAAAACUUUGAUGGCCAAGUGGCGGUGGGAUGCUACAGAUUUAUGGUUUUGUUUAUAAAAAAAUAAAAGUGGUUUAAAGAGCUAUAAAGAUUGAAAUUUUCACUCAGCUCUUCUUUAUUUUUUAUGAAUUUGAAUGUUAAACUUUGCACAAUAAAGUGGUGUAAAUAUUUUACGCUUUUGGUUUUGAUCUUACAAGCAUUUCGAACUUUUGAGCUUUUAAUUUAUACUUGAAACGAAUUUUUAAAUAUUUGUAAAAGUUUCGAAACUUUCAAUGGCCUCAAGGCUUUUUCAAGUUUUAGUGAAUACUUUUUAGAUAAGUUUUCAUAAAUAUUAGCCGCCGUUGAUUUGUCGACACUUAAAUGGAGAGUCGCGAAACGAGCGAGCACCUGACACAAACCACUCGCAAUCAGUGUUGCCACAAUGACUUUUUAUUUGGUACCAACAUCACCAAAAAAGUCACCAAAUUCCAUAAAAAAUUACCAAAGUUAUUGUACUUGCAAGCUUUUCGGGCAAUCAGCGUGCUAUUCAGCUAAAGUUUUUAAAGCCGCAUGAGCUUCGAAAGACACAACAUCGGAAAAUCUUGGCGUGGAUUCUAAAAUUAAUGUGAUUAAAGGGUGUGUAGCCAAAAAGCAACUGAAGGUACUGAUCAUUCAUCCCACAUCAACCGACAUGGAAACUUGAACCAAACUGAAAAUUAAAAUAUCAAAUUUUAUGAAAGAAAAAAUUACCAAUUUUGGUAAAAAAUUACCAAAAAAUCGGCAACGCUACUCACAAAAGUAAAACUUGUCGAAGAGAGGACCACUUAAAAGUUAGGCCACUUUAAUAAGGCAUACCCAACGGUCGGACUUUGCUCCGAUGGGAGUAUAUUUGCUCCUCCUUUUGGAAAAAAAAUUGAAUCUACUCCACUUGACUUAAAAUCUACUCCGAUUUUUUACAUUUAAAUUCUGGUAAUAUUAUUGACAAGUUUUUCACUACCAUUUUAACUUGGAGCGCGUAAACUGCGUACAUAUUUAACAACUAGCUGAAAUUUUAUUGGCUAAUUUUAGUUUAGCUCGAGCGUUUAAACUGAAAAACUGCUCCUAAACGAAUUUUCUUAAUUGGCUCUCUUUAGCACA